CCUUAACCUUCAAGUUAUACUUCUCUUACCCCUAUUUCUCUCACCUUAGGACUCGGACGAGAUGGUGCAAUCUACCUUCAAGCGUUUUGUCGAGGUUGGCCGAGUUGUCCUCGUUAACGAGGGCCCUUCUGCUGGCAAGCUCGCCGUGAUCGUUGAGAUCAUCGACCACAACAGGGCUCUCAUUGACGGCCCCACCACCUCCGUUUCCCGUCAAGCUUUCCCCUACCGAAACCUUAUCCUCACUCCUUACACCAUUGCGUCUCUUCCCCGAGGUGUCGGUGCCGGUCCCCUCAAGAAGGCUAUUGAGAAGGCUGGUGUUUCGGAGAAGUGGGAGCAGAGCGGAUGGGCUAAGAAGUUGGCUGCCAGGCAGGUCAGGAAGAACGCCACCGACUUCGACCGAUUCCAGAUCCAACUCGCCAAGAGGGCUCGAAGGGACGUUGUCCGCAAGGCUUACGUCAAGGAGAAGAAGGCUUCUGCUUAAACAGUAGAGCUGGAUGAGAGAGGGUGUACGAGGGAUGAAAACUACUUGUAGACGACGCUCAAGAUGGCUAUCUGCAGUGGUUUGGCAUGACAUUUCCGAUCAUUCUACUGGGA
Messenger RNA from Cryptococcus deneoformans JEC21, 594 nucleotides. Its product is annotated as ribosomal protein, putative. Gene Ontology annotation, cellular component: ribosome; cytosolic large ribosomal subunit. The transcript has 4 exons. Bases 62 to 481 code for a protein of 139 amino acids. Gene Ontology annotation, molecular function: RNA binding; structural constituent of ribosome. The record is from RefSeq and is a predicted model, not a curated record. Lineage: Eukaryota; Fungi; Basidiomycota; Tremellomycetes; Tremellales; Cryptococcaceae. Gene Ontology annotation, biological process: ribosomal large subunit biogenesis; translation.